This is a messenger RNA of Biomphalaria glabrata, 2199 nucleotides long. RefSeq lists its product as uncharacterized. The transcript has 2 exons. The record is from RefSeq and is a predicted model, not a curated record. NCBI's taxonomy places the organism in Eukaryota, Metazoa, Mollusca, Gastropoda, Planorbidae. The coding region runs from base 299 to 2122 and encodes 607 amino acids.
CCAUUCAUAAUUACUAGAUCUAAUUUAGAUCUAUAAAAAUUAUUUAUUAAAUCUAGUCUACUUUUAACAACUGCUUUUUAAAUUUUCAUAUUGAGUAGCUCACUCUUAAAAUAGAUCUUGAUCUAGAGGUUUUAUUACUGAUUUUUUAUUUGGCUAACAAGAUCUACAACAAGAGGAAAUAGCUCGGGGAGACUACUCUAGCACUUCCAACCUCCUAACCAGAUAAGAGGCAGACUACUCUGAAUUUUAUGUCUCUUCUCUGUGACAACAGACGCCGAAAACAUUAAGGGAAGACAUCAUGCCAAAAGCCAAAGAAGUUUCUAACCAUCCUUGCCACCUGCUCAGUUUACCUUCUGCUAAACGGUUUUGGUGCAGACACUGUAUGACAGUGUUUGAGGAUGCUAUCACAAGGUGGCACCACAGCCGAUCCUGUCGCUAUGGGGUUGUCAACAAUUUCAUGCGCCGACGUGAACUUGAGGCCAAAGCCCUGCAGAACACAUCAGUUCUGAAUCCUAUUGAAGCUCGUCUUGAGCAUAGCAUCCAAAUGUCAGAUCUAGCCACUAAAAAUGUGUCUGCAGCUACGACAUCAAGACAGGAAAAUGUAAUUAUGCCUGAACAAGAUUCCUUCACGUGUUUCAUUUGUCACCAAAAAUUUUUGUCAAUGGAAGAAAUGAGAAUGCAUGUGAAGUUUCCUUGCAGUAAUAGUAAGAUAAUCACCUCUCAUGUGCCACACCCUAAAAACUCUGUUCCAGUUUUUAUUGAUAAGAUGCCAGUCAGGCAAUCAUGGCAACAGAGUAUCCACCAGCAGGACCUUUUGCAUCAGACCUAUGGUCAUUCCAGCAUUCAACAGUCCAAUCAGGAGGCCUGUUUGGAUAAGUCGGAUCAAGAGAUAGAAACCCAUCAUUAUGAAACUUCUACCCUGACAUUCACCAGAGAUAGCAAUUCAACGGAAACUAUUACUCCAACUAAUAUAUAUGUCAAUGAGCUUGGAGAAACUGUAAUAGAAGUUGAGAAUUUAGAUCUAAAUACGGAAGGGGCAGAACUUUCGCUUGCCCACCUCCUGACCCAGCUUUCUCAACAGGGGAUAGUGUUUGAUAAGAACAGAACGGCAGAACUUCAGUGUAAACAAGAUAUUGGCGUUAGUGGGGAUUCCAACAUACUAUACACCACGGAUGCAGCAUAUGAAGAGGUUAUUAAAGAGGAAGAAGAGCAGCCAACUGCUGAAGAUGCUGCCAAUACACUUGCACAGCUUGCUGGCUUCAGAAGUUUUCGAAACAGUCAGCCUACAUAUGAGGUAACAGCUGCUGAAGAUAGGCCUGUGCACUCAAUGGAUGGUUACCAAUACUCUGAUUACAUAGCUGGACAAAGUGUGACCAGUACACAGUCAGAAAUGGAUAUCACUUAUAAGUAUGAAUACUCCAGUGAAUCCUGUGAAGAGGGCAAUGGCGCCAGUCAGGUUGGUGCGCUAGUUCAGUGCAGGUCAUCAAGCUCAUUACCCUUUCACAGUGGUAGGACAAUCACCCAGAGUGGGGAUCGAGUCAGCAUUGUGGAGCAUAUCUAUGAUUCAGCCUUAGGAAAAUAUGUGCCUGUGACAGACUCCCAAGUUAUGCAGACAGAUGAGGAGGUGAACUGUAGUUCAAUCGCUUCCACACAAUGUUAUACGAUAGAGGAAAAAAGAGACAGUGAAAAUGUUAAACAAGAACUCAUUGAUGGGCAUUACUCAGAACAUGUUACUGUUAGUGAGAGAGGAGCAAGUAAAUUGAACACUCCAGUCCUUGAUGUCAGCCCUGUCAUUCUAAGCAAUGAGUCUGUCAAAAACUGCUCCGCCCCUGAGGAAAAAAGUCAAGAAAAUGAAGAAUUUACUGUUCCUGAAUUAUCACUUCAAGAAAUUGUUGAUACAAACAACAUAUCCUUUGAAGAUCAGCUACCAUUGGGAAACCAACAGACAGUUAAGACUGCAUCACAAAACUCUACCUGCCUUGAAAGUUCAGAGGGUUCACUACCCCUUGAAUAUACUACAGAGUCAGUAGAACAGUUUUCCUCUCAGUCCAAUCAUAUUGGUGCAACUGUCUUUGUUGUCUCAGAAACAGAAGUUCAGGACAUAGAUGACAGAACGAGUUGAAACCUUGAUUCCCAUUGUUGACUUUUGUUCAGAUUUCGUGUAUCUCUAUAGUUGUAAAAUAAAAAAAAAUGAUUGUC